This is a messenger RNA of Orbilia oligospora ATCC 24927, 192 nucleotides long. RefSeq lists its product as uncharacterized. The coding region runs from base 1 to 192 and encodes 63 amino acids. Gene Ontology annotation, cellular component: endoplasmic reticulum membrane; plasma membrane. Gene Ontology annotation, molecular function: glucosidase activity. Lineage: Eukaryota; Fungi; Ascomycota; Orbiliomycetes; Orbiliales; Orbiliaceae. The record is from RefSeq and is a predicted model, not a curated record. The transcript has 2 exons. Gene Ontology annotation, biological process: (1->6)-beta-D-glucan biosynthetic process; fungal-type cell wall organization.
AUGUAUAUCGACUACGUCCGAAUAUACCAACCGGAAGGCUCUGAGAUGAUAACUUGUGAUCCUCCGGGUUAUCCUACUACUGAAUAUAUUAAGAAACACAUGAAUGCGUACACCAACCCUAAUAUCACCAGCUGGUCAAAAGCCGGAUAUACGUUCCCGAAAAAUACCCUAAUGAACGAUUGUUCGAAAUGA